This is a messenger RNA of Ipomoea nil (Japanese morning glory), 2462 nucleotides long. Its product is annotated as probable sulfate transporter 4.2. Lineage: Eukaryota; Viridiplantae; Streptophyta; Magnoliopsida; Solanales; Convolvulaceae. Gene Ontology annotation, biological process: transmembrane transport. Bases 114 to 2261 code for a protein of 715 amino acids. The record is from RefSeq and is a predicted model, not a curated record. The transcript is spliced from 18 exons. Gene Ontology annotation, cellular component: membrane. Gene Ontology annotation, molecular function: secondary active sulfate transmembrane transporter activity.
CACCAAUAUUUUGUGCUAUUAUUCUCAUUUCUCAGCCUUUAUAAAACCGUUCCUCGCGGCGGCUCUGAGGCCAGCCGGCGCACGCUACUAGCCGACGCGCUUCUUUUUAAACAAUGCGUAGGGAGAUAACCUACGCGUCUCCUAGCGCCCGCGACCUCAGCGCCGGAGCUGCUGCUACCGCCGCCGACUCGGCUCCUCUUUCGUCCCUUUCCUCCGCCGCCAUGCGGACUUCCCGCCCCGUCAAGGUCAUACCGCUGCAGCAUCCGACGGAUGCGGCGUCGCCCUCGCCGUCGGUUGCGGGCUCAGCCGUGUCGCGGUGGAGUGAGAAAGUCAAGCGGAUGACGUCGACGGAGUGGAUUGAGCUCUGCUUGCCUUGCUAUCGUUGGAUUCGAACGUAUAAUUGGCGACAGGACUUGCAAGCUGAUCUCAUGGCUGGUAUCACCGUGGGGAUCAUGCUCGUCCCUCAGUCAAUGUCAUAUGCAAAGCUUGCUGGGCUUCAACCAAUAUAUGGUCUUUAUUCUGGUUUUAUCCCAAUAUUUGUUUAUGCAAUUUUUGGGUCAUCUCGCCAACUUGCAAUCGGUCCAGUUGCAUUAACAUCACUGCUGGUCUCAAAUGUCUUGAGUAGUGUAGUAGACCCAUCAGAUGAGUUAUACACGGAGCUUGCUAUACUCUUAGCCCUUCUGGUCGGCAUUUUAGAAUGCAUAAUGGGGCUUUUAAGGCUUGGGUGGCUCAUUCGUUUCGUCAGUCACUCUGUGAUUUCUGGUUUUACUACGGCCUCUGCUGUUGUUAUUGGUUUGUCCCAAGUAAAAUAUUUCCUAGGCUAUGAUAUAGAACGAAGCAGCAAAAUUAUUCCACUUAUCAAGAGUAUUAUAUCUGGAGCAGAUAAGUUUUCUUGGCCACCUUUUGUAAUGGGCUCAAUCAUGCUAGCUAUUCUUCUUACAAUGAAGCACUUGGGAAAGUCAAGGAAGUGCUUGAGGUUUCUACGAGCAGCUGGUCCUCUUACAGCUGUUGUUCUGGGUACAGUCUUUGUCAAAAUGUUUCAUCCAACUUCAAUUUCAUUGGUAGGAGAGAUACCACAGGGGCUGCCAAAAUUCUCUGUUCCUAAGGAAUUUGAUCAUAUACAGUUUUUGAUUCCAACAACAAUUCUUAUUACUGGUGUGGCUAUCUUGGAGUCCGUGGGCAUUGCCAAAGCUCUGGCUGCAAAGAAUGGAUAUGAGUUGGAUUCAAGUCAAGAGUUAUUUGGUCUUGGUGUUGCCAACAUUUGUGGUUCAUUCUUCUCAUCAUACCCUACAACAGGCUCUUUUUCUAGGUCUGCUGUGAAUCAUGAAAGUGGAGCAAGAACAGGCUUAACUGGGAUUGUGAUGGGAAUUAUCAUGUGCUGUGCUCUUAUAUUUUUGACUCCAUUAUUUGAAUGCAUACCUCAGUGUUCUCUGGCUGCUAUAGUGAUAUCUGCUGUAAUUGGGCUGGUAGAUUAUGAUGAAGCUAUUUUUUUAUGGCGUGUUGACAAGAAAGAUUUUCUCCUGUGGGCAAUUACUUGCAUUACAACUUUGUUCCUUGGUAUAGAGAUUGGCGUCCUUAUUGGGGUUGGUGUUUCACUUGCUUUUGUGAUCCACGAGUCGGCAAAUCCGCAUAUAGCUGUCCUGGGGCGUCUUCCUGGAACCACUGUUUACCGAAACAUUCAACAAUAUCCUGAAGCGUAUACAUACAACGGGAUUGUGGUUGUUCGAAUUGAUGCACCUAUUUACUUUGCCAACACAAGUUACAUCAAGGACAGGUUACGGGAAUAUGAAAUUGCAAAGGGUGGAUCCUCAAGUCAUGGGCCAGAAGUUUCCAGAGUUCACUUCGUGAUUAUUGAGAUGGCUCCUGUUACAUAUAUAGAUGCUAGUGCUGUUCAAGCUUUGAAAGACCUCUAUCAAGAAUACAAGUCAAGGCACAUUCAGCUAGCCAUUUCCAAUCCAAACCAAGAAGUUCUGGUAUCUCUAGCAAAAGCGGGUGUGGUUGAGCUAAUCGGCAAGGAGUGGUACUUUGUUAGAGUCCACGACGCUGUCCAAGUUUGUCUUCGACAUGUACAGAGCUUAAACGAAUUUCCCAACACACAAGAAGUAUCAUCAGACAACAACCCGAAUGCAAUAUUGUUCCAAAGGCUGCUAAAGCAGAGGAAAGACGAAUUCUCAACUGCUGAUGUUGAGUCGGGCGAUGGACGCUUUUUACAGUCCAAGGAUGCAGACCCUCAACUGGAGCCUCUGCUGUCAAAGAAGUAAAACCGGUACUCCUCUUCCAUGCAGUUUGUACCAGUAAAUUGUCUAUAUUGAUGCUGUGUAUCCCUGUUUUUAUUGAUAGGUGAGGUUUACUUAGAAUCUGAGGUAAUUCAUUGUAAUGAACGAUACUCCGUAUGUUCAUAUGCUCUGCUGUUUGCUUCUUGUGUAAUUAAUUAAUGCAGAGGAAUAAUGCUCACGAAUUCA